UGUUGUAGGAGGUGGGAACUCGGGGCACGGCAAUCAAGGCAAUGAAGGAAGGGGUGGAGGAAAGGGGCGAGGCAGGAAUGGCGGCGGAAGAGGAAGGCAAUGGAAUGGGCAAGGCCAGGGGUACCAAGGCCAAGGGAGUCAAGGCCAGGGGUACCAAGGCCAAGGGAGUCAAGGCCAGGGGUACCAAGGCCAAGGGAGUCAAGGCCAGGGGUACCAAGGCCAAGGGAGUCAAGGUCAGGGGUGCCAAGGCCAAGGGAGUCAAGGCCAGGGGUACCAAGGCCAGGUCUAUCAAGGCCGGGGGGAUCACGGAAGUCAGGGCCUCGCGACUCCGCGAUGAGCUGAAGGGGAGGUUAUCACGGCGCCUGGUGCCCAAUGUCCAUCUGGGUACGAUCCUGCCCAAGGAGGCAGAGUGGGCAGAGUCAGGUACGAAGAUGGACUGGAAGUGCGUAGCCUGUGGUACGGUGGAUUUGAUGGUGAAGGGUUCCAAGUGCGCAACAAUGGUGGACACCGGGGUAGAGAUGAACAUUAUUCGGGAGGUGGACGCGAUCAGAUUCGGGCUAGAUAUAGACCGUUCUGACUGCGGUAUUCUGCAUGGAGCCAGCUGUAAGGCCAUGUUUUGCGGGACAACCUCGAAUGUGCUCGUCGAGGUUGGAAAGGUGAAGGCCAGGUCAUGCUUCUUCAUAAUGCCAGACGUGGACCAUGGAAUCCUCCUGGGGAGGUCAUUCCUAAGCAGGACAGAAACCGUGAUGUUUAACAAACAUGAUGGCACGUUGAUCCUCCUCUUAUGCGAUCCUGCCUGCGGAAAUUAUGAAAUAACUACUUGCAGGAACACCGGGCCAAGGAGUAUAAGGAACCGGCCCAAUCUAGGAUCAUUCACAAUCGAGGAGUCGGAAGGGGAGCGCAGGAGGCUCUGGGCAGAGCCCGAAGCAGGAGAGGGGGUGGAAGCAUUUUCCCUCAGCCUGUCAGAUGUUGGGAAGGCCAUGGACCUGGUGGCCGCGCAUGAGAUGGCAGAUCCGGAUGCCAUCCAGGCCUUGAGGGAACAAGUUCUGGAAUGCCCUGAGGCAGGAAGGUUGGAAUUGGUAUAUCUGCUCCCAGGCAGUGGAGGGAACCCCGCAUCAGCGCAAACACAAUCUGAAGGGGAGGCGGUGGAGAAUACGCCCCCAGUUGAUGGAUUUCUGGAUCAGGAAGAAGAUGUUCGUCUCCAUAUCAAUAAGUGGUCGCCGCGCGUGCCCAACUGUGUAGGCUAUCCUAUUUGGCAAGCGCCGAGCGGAUAUGAAAGGAGGACCGAGCUGGUCCUCAAACCCUUUAAAGAAGAGGAUCCCGGGGGCGGCAAGGAUGUUCAGUGGAUGAUGGAAUUAGCGCUGACCAGCUCGCAUAGCCUAGUGGAGGAUAUGAGGACGAUUGAGGAAGGACAUGGCCAGGUAGAACGACAUGAGGACCUGAUGGGAGGAAUGUAUCUCCUCGUCAAUACGUUAUUGCAGGAAAGCCUAGACCAGUCAGGCUUGUUGAACCCGAGAGGGAAUGUGGACGAAAUACCCGAGAGCCAGGACGACGAGUUCGAGGAAGGGGGAAUUAAGGAAGCUUUUCGUGCAGAGGAGUACGGCGGGAUCUACCUAGAGCUGGGGCUUCUUCUGUCAUGUGAAAUGCGGCUAAGAGAUGCGAGCGAUAGGGCUCAAAGGAUGCUGCAACGCUACUUAGUGCGAGACGGUCACCUUUUCGUAAGAAGGGAAGUGGGGAAUCCCAGGAGGGUCGUCUGCGGUAGGAAUCGUCAGAUCGACGCCGUAGCAACACUACACGAUGGCAUUGCAGGAAGGCAUCGAGGGGUACAAGCCACGUAUGCCAAGAUAAGUGAGCUGUACUACUGGGAUGGAAUGAUGGACAUGGUCGAAAAAUUCUGUCGAUCUUGCGUACCCUGCCAGGAGAGAUCCCGUUUAAGGCAGGGAGAGCCGCUGCAUCCAAGGUUAGAGCGAGAGCUAGGGGCCGUAGUGCAUCUCAAUCUGCUUUUUAUGCCACUUGGGGAUCAGGGCUAUAACUAUAUCUUCGAUGCGCGCGAUAACGUGUCUGGGUUCGUAGACGGGCGUGUUAUUCGCACAAAGACCGGGUCAGUCCUGGUGAGCUGCAUCGAGGAGUACUACCUGCAUUAUCCCUUCGUCAGGGAAUUUGUAAUGGACAGGGGAUCAGAGUUUACUUGCCAGGAGGUGCAAGAACUGUUAUCAAGGUCUGACUUUACGAAGACAGCCACGCCAAGAGGAGGGAAGGGGACACGGCCGCCUCAGAGGCCGUUGGGCGCAUCAGAAGGAUAUGAGCGGCAUGGGCCUCACCAUCGAGAGAGUACUCCAGUCUACAAUGAUGGGGACAUCGAGCUAUUCCUGGACAGUUUCUGGGAGCAUGCGAGGCGUAUGGGACGGACCGUCGCUCAGGCGAUUGAGAGAUUGAGGGGAGCAGGUAGGUUCAAAGAGCCCAUUACCAGGAUUCGUAGGGAGGCGACGACGAGGCAGGAGGUGGAGAUGAGGAUGGAGGAGUUGCGAUCCUCGUCUGUGGGACCUGAUGGCAGGCCGAUCCGCCUGGAGAUUGGAAAUGCGUCGGACUUCAUCCCCGCGUUUGAGUGAUUCAUGCAAGAGCAGGGCAUACUGAGAGAUGAUUGGAUACAGACGCUGCCACUCUG
Messenger RNA from Chara braunii, 2665 nucleotides. The record is from the annotation of a GenBank genome assembly. NCBI's taxonomy places the organism in Eukaryota, Viridiplantae, Streptophyta, Charophyceae, Charales, Characeae.